AUGACGACAGUACCGCCGCGCGAAUCGUCGACGCUGGAGGAUAUUAAUGGUGCUCUGGUGGCCGAAAGAUCCAAGAAGGCAUACGCCACGGGAAUCCGUCAAGUUGUCAAGUGGAUCCAGCACACCGAUCAAGCCAAUGAGCUACUCAAGGCAGACGGCUCAAUCAACCUGGCAACGUUCUCAACACUGCUGUGA
This is a messenger RNA of Aphanomyces invadans, 195 nucleotides long. RefSeq lists its product as hypothetical. The record is from RefSeq and is a predicted model, not a curated record. The coding region runs from base 1 to 195 and encodes 64 amino acids. Lineage: Eukaryota; Oomycota; Saprolegniomycetes; Saprolegniales; Verrucalvaceae. The transcript has 2 exons.